Messenger RNA from Carassius gibelio (silver crucian carp), 1196 nucleotides. RefSeq names its product chemokine-like protein TAFA-2. Lineage: Eukaryota; Metazoa; Chordata; Actinopteri; Cypriniformes; Cyprinidae. The transcript is spliced from 4 exons. Gene Ontology annotation, molecular function: receptor ligand activity. The coding region runs from base 1 to 399 and encodes 132 amino acids. The record is from RefSeq and is a predicted model, not a curated record.
AUGCAGGAGCGGGCAAUACAGAGGGUGUGUGUGUGGCUCUUGCUGGUGGUUUUGACCCUUCUGUCUCUCUGGGGUCAUCUGUCUGAUGCCUCCUCUCACCGCAGUCACAUCGUGCACGUGAAGGCUGGCACAUGUGAGGUGAUUGCAGCCCACCGCUGCUGUAACAGAAAUAAGAUUGAGGAGCGAUCACAGACGGUUAAGUGUUCCUGCUUCCCAGGACAAGUCGCUGGAACAACAAGGGCUGCACCCUCCUGUGUGGAUGCGUCUAUAGUAGCUCAGAAGUGGUGGUGUCAGAUGCAGCCGUGUUUGGAUGGUGAGGAGUGUAAAGUCCUGCCUGACCUCACAGGCUGGAGCUGCAGCACAGGAAACAAGGUGAAGACCACCAAGGUGACCCGGUAGUUCUACGCUCCAAGGAACCACCAGACCCAACUUACUGGGGACAAAAGCGCUGAAAGUGAAGACUAACUAGAGACUGCAUUGAGCUUCAGCUAACAGGAUCGAUUAGUAUUAGUCAUAUGAAAAUUACUUGCAAUCAGAACAUCUGAGGAACAGACUGAACUCCAGAAAUAUAUCCACCAUAAACAUUAGGACCAUCCUGAAGUUAAUGUGUCCUCCUCAUUGGACCCCCUGGCCUUCCGGACGCUCAAUCUUCUGGGUGUGGAUCCACAACCUCUGGAAUGUGUUGGCCGGGUGGUCUCGAUGUACGUACGCAGUUGUUGUUGUUUUUUUUGUUUUGUUUUUUUACAGAAGAUGUUUGGAUCAUCUAUACCAGUGCGACCCAAUGGAGUUUAAGCUUAUCAGCAACAUGCUCUCCUUCCUCGUCCUGCAGUACUUCCGGCAAAUCCAUAACCAUCCCUGCUUUUCCCCGAUCAGAAGGUCUGAUCAUUUCUUGUGGAGUUCUUUAAACAGCGUUUAAACAUGUAAAAUCGAUCAGGACUUUUAACGGACUCAUCUUCUGUAUAUUGUUUGUUUCGAAAUUAAAGCUUUUCAAGCCCACAGUCUGAAAUAACAGAUUAGAUGUACCAGUGUAUUCUAGAAAAUGUAAAAGUGUAAAAGAUCAAAGUGUUCUUCUCAAAACAAGCAGAAUAAAGUUUAAAGGUUAUCACUUUUAUUAUCAAUGUUUUUAUCCAGCCUGGUAACUGCUAUCGAGUACAUGUGUCAGUAUUAUAUACAAUAAUUAAAAAUGUUGAAAAUUA